This is a messenger RNA of Morone saxatilis (striped sea-bass), 1141 nucleotides long. The record is from the annotation of a RefSeq genome assembly. Lineage: Eukaryota; Metazoa; Chordata; Actinopteri; Moronidae.
AUGGCCGCCCUUCGUAAAACGCACCCGCUACUAAAAAUCGCAAACGACGCACUUGUUGACUUACCUGCCCCUUCAAACAUCUCUGUUUGAUGAAAUUUUGGCUCACUCUUGGGCCUAUGUCUAAUUUCCCAAAUCCUUACAGGCCUAUUCCUAGCUAUACAUUAUACCUCAGAUAUCGCUACAGCCUUCUCCUCCGUCGCACACAUUUGCCGAGAUGUAAAUUAUGGAUGACUAAUUCGUAACCUUCACGCCAACGGUGCAUCUUUCUUUUUCAUCUGUAUUUAUCUUCACAUUGGCCGAGGUCUCUACUAUGGCUCCUACUUGUAUAAAGAAACGUGAAACAUUGGAGUAGUUCUUCUCCUCUUAGUAAUAAUAACAGCUUUCGUAGGCUACGUCCUACCCUGAGGUCAGAUAUCUUUUUGAGGGGCAACAGUCAUUACUAAUUUAUUAUCCGCUGUUCCCUAUGUAGGAAACACCCUAGUUCAAUGAAUCUGGGGCGGCUUCUCAGUUGAUAACGCCACACUCACACGAUUCUUCGCUUUCCACUUCCUCUUCCCGUUCGUCAUUGCUGCUGCCACCAUUUUACACCUCCUUUUCCUUCAUGAGACGGGGUCCAAUAAUCCCUUAGGCCUCAACUCUGAUGUAGAUAAAAUUCCAUUCCACCCCUAUUUCUCAUACAAAGAUCUUUUAGGGUUCGCAGCCGUCCUAAUUGGUCUCACCUCUCUUGCCUUAUUCUCCCCUAACCUCUUAGGGGAUCCAGAUAACUUCACACCAGCCAACCCACUCGUAACGCCCCCGCACAUUAAACCAGAAUGAUAUUUCCUAUUUGCCUACGCCAUUCUUCGAUCAAUUCCUAACAAAUUAGGGGGAGUGUUAGCAUUACUAGCAUCUAUUUUAGUACUCAUAGUAGUACCCUUUCUACAUACAUCAAAACAACGAAGUCUAACAUUCCGCCCGUUAACCCAGCUUCUAUUCUGAACCCUCAUUGCAGAUGUAGCAAUUCUCACUUGAAUCGGAGGAAUGCCUGUUGAACACCCCUUUAUUAUCAUCGGCCAAGUCGCCUCACUCUUAUACUUCCUUCUCUUCCUUGUUUUCAUACCCAUUGUAGGCGAACUAGAAAAUAAGGCUCUAGAAUGACUUU